AAUCUUAUCAUCAGGGCUCAUUAUCUCUUCAUGUGUCUCUACCUUUAAACACAGAGGAAGGAACUCCCCAUGUCAGUGCCAACAAUAUGCCCAAGCAGGUGGAAGUGCGGAUGCACGACAGUCACCUCACCUCGGAGGAGCCGAAGCACCGGCAUCUGGGCCUGCGCUUGUGUGAAAAGCUGGGGAGUAAUCUGCUGCUCACGCUGACAGUGUUAGGUGUCAUCCUGGGGGCACUGUGUGGAGGGCUCCUUCGCUUGGCGUCUCCAAUCCACCCGGACGUGGUUAUGCUAAUAGCCUUCCCAGGGGAUAUACUCAUGAGAAUGCUGAAAAUGCUCAUCCUCCCUCUAAUCAUCUCCAGUUUAAUCACAGGGUUGUCUGGCCUGGAUGCUAAAGCCAGUGGCCGCCUAGGCACAAGAGCCAUGGUGUAUUACAUGUCCACAACCAUCAUUGCUGCUGUGCUGGGAGUCAUCCUGGUCCUGGCCAUCCACCCAGGGAAUCCCAAACUCAAGAAGCAGCUGGGGCCUGGGAAGAAGACUGAUGAGGUGUCCAGCCUGGAUGCCUUCUUGGACCUCAUUCGAAAUCUCUUCCCUGAAAACCUCGUGCAAGCUUGUUUUCAACAGAUUCAAACAGUGACAAAGAAAGUCCUGGUGGCCCCUCAGUCAGAAGAGGAGGACAAUACCACCAAUGCUGUCAUCUCCCUGUUGAACGAGACUGUGACCGAGGCACCUGAGGAGACUAAGAUGGUGAUCAAAAAGGGCCUGGAGUUCAAGGACGGGAUGAAUGUCUUAGGUCUGAUAGGGUUUUUCAUUGCUUUUGGCAUCGCCAUGGGGAAAAUGGGAGAGCAGGCCAAGCUGAUGGUGGAGUUCUUCAACAUUUUGAAUGAAAUUGUAAUGAAGUUAGUGAUCAUGAUCAUGUGGUACUCUCCCCUGGGUAUCGCCUGCUUAAUUUGUGGGAAGAUCAUCGCCAUCAAGGACUUAGAAGUGGUUGCUAGGCAACUGGGGAUGUACAUGAUAACCGUGAUCGUGGGCCUCAUCAUUCAUGGGGGCAUCUUUCUCCCCUUGAUUUACUUUCUAGUGACCAGGAAAAACCCUUUCUCAUUUUUUGCUGGCAUUUUUCAAGCUUGGAUCACUGCCCUGGGUACCGCUUCCAGUGCUGGAACUUUGCCUGUCACCUUCCGUUGCCUGGAAGAAAAUCUGGGGAUUGAUAAGCGUGUGACCAGAUUUGUCCUCCCAGUUGGAGCAACCAUUAACAUGGAUGGUACGGCCCUUUACGAAGCAGUGGCCGCCAUCUUUAUAGCCCAAAUGAAUGGCGUUGUUCUGGAUGGAGGUCAGAUUGUGACUGUCAGCCUCACAGCCACCCUGGCAAGUGUUGGCGCAGCCAGUAUCCCCAGUGCUGGGCUGGUCACCAUGCUCCUCAUUCUGACGGCCGUGGGCCUGCCAACAGAGGACAUCAGCCUGCUGGUGGCUGUGGACUGGCUGCUGGACAGGAUGAGAACUUCAGUCAAUGUCGUGGGUGAUUCUUUUGGGGCUGGGAUUGUCUAUCACCUCUCCAAAUCUGAGCUGGAUACCAUCGACUCCCAGCACCGAGUGCAUGAAGAUAUUGAAAUGACCAAGACUCAAUCCAUUUAUGAUGACAUGAAGAACCAUAGGGAAAGCAACUCUAAUCAAUGUGUCUAUGCUGCACACAACUCUGUCAUAGUAGAUGAGUGCAAGGUAACUCUGGCAGCCAACGGAAAGUCAGCCGACUGCAGUGUUGAGGAAGAGCCUUGGAAACAUGAAAAAUAA
Cynocephalus volans (Philippine flying lemur) is the source of this 1784-nucleotide messenger RNA. RefSeq names its product solute carrier family 1 member 2 (gene SLC1A2). Gene Ontology annotation, molecular function: L-glutamate transmembrane transporter activity; glutamate:sodium symporter activity; neutral L-amino acid transmembrane transporter activity. NCBI's taxonomy places the organism in Eukaryota, Metazoa, Chordata, Mammalia, Dermoptera, Cynocephalidae. The record is from RefSeq and is a predicted model, not a curated record. The transcript has 12 exons. Gene Ontology annotation, biological process: L-glutamate import across plasma membrane; L-aspartate transmembrane transport. Gene Ontology annotation, cellular component: plasma membrane. Bases 87 to 1784 code for a protein of 565 amino acids.